AUGGCCGACGAGCUCUCCUUGUACUUUGAGUUCCAGUUCGAGCGCUCGAAGACCCGGCAUGCCAAGGGCUGCCCCGUUCAGAGUGCCAAGUACAGCUUCGCAGGCUGCAACAUCUUCUUGGAUGUGUAUCCUUACGGUAGUGAGGAGGAUGCAGCGGAUGUGGUGAGGUGCUUCCUGCGUUUCGCACCAUCGCAUUCGGGCGAGCAGUUCUGGUCUAUCCCAUCACUGUUCUGGAGAAUCUCCUUCUGGUGCGGGAAGAUCGAAUGGCAAUCAACCGAGCUCGAUGGGCAGACCAUCGCUCACGACAAGGACUUUAUCCAGGUCAUCUGCAGAAACCCAGGCCAAUCCCGCAAACUGCACACCGAAGUACAUCUGUGGUGCGAUCCCAAGGAAUGCUGCGACGUCAGCAAGUCGGAUUCCGCGAAGCGGCGGCGAGUAGACUACGGCGCUGCUCUGUGGGAGGACAUGAAGUUCACGGACAUGGUGAUCUGCUCGGGAGAGGAGUCCCAGGGGUUUCCCUGCCACCGGGCCGUCCUGGCGAAGAGCUCCGAGGUCUUCGACCGCAUGUUGAGCUCCGAGAUGAAGGAGAGCUCAGAAAGACGUCUCGUGCUCCAAAACAUCUGCGAGGAGACGCUCAAGGUCUUCCUCGAGUACAUCUACACUGGCUGCUAUCCCUCAGCAGGAGCCAAGCUCAGCAUUACCCAGUUGGGCGAGUUGAUGUCGGUGGGCGAGAUGUAUUCUUUUCCGAUGCUGGUCCUCGCCGCGGGAGAGCAACUCUGUGCAGCGGUUAGUCCCACAAACGUGCCGACCAUUCUGGGGCAGCUGCGCAAGUUCAGGCAUCGCCCAUGCAUUCAGGGCUUCAUCUCGGACAUCACUCAAAAGAUCAAGGAGAACCCCGACUUGCUGGAAGCUUUGGUUGCAAUUUGCUGA
This is a messenger RNA of Symbiodinium sp. CCMP2456, 930 nucleotides long. Lineage: Eukaryota; Dinophyceae; Suessiales; Symbiodiniaceae. The record is from the annotation of a GenBank genome assembly.